GGAGGCAGACGCUGGUCACUGACCGGAGACUCCACCGCUUUAUUCCGCUCAAAUCAGACCGCAUGUCUGACCCACGGGUCCGCCUGCUGCCGGGAGACAACUGCACCCAUUUCCCAGAGAUCUGACAGAUGGAUGCAUCCUGUCGGAGGGGAGGAGGAUGAAAAAACGCCUCAUAUUUUUUUUUUUUGCCAGUUUCGCUCAUAGCCUAUUUAUGAGAGGCAUCAGCGGCUUGGCCCUUUCUUUAUUAUAGGGAAGCGAUCUCCGCGGUUAGCUAUGUGAAGAGCAGAUCGCCGAAUAUUUCUCAUUUCGCGAUCCUGAGGAAUAAUUAUGAACAACGCGCAAGAUAUGUCGCCCGAUUUCGUGUUGAUGCGCCUGGUUUCCGCGGCCGAGGAUGACCGCUUGGACGCAGAAAACGGGAAUCUACCGCCGGGAGGAGUGGUGGCAGGGCUGGGGAAGGAGGUCCUGGCUCACAGCGGCGUCAAACCGGGGUUGGAUAUAAGUCGAGAUCCGUCGGUAGGCCUCGAGCAUCCCAGCAGCCGCCUGAACAAAGCCCCGCCGAGCGGUGACGGCCUGGCUGCACCUGACGCCGGGGUGGCGGAGAGCCGAGCCCCGCUGUCCGCCGCUCCUCCGCCGCAGAACCCCAUGGAGGCCCCGGGCUUUGAGUUCGCCCCCAGCCCCGGCCUACGGCCUCAGCUGCUGGUCUUUUCAAAUAUAAUGCGGAACGGAGAGGGGAUUUUAGACUUAGACCGUCGGAAUCAGCCGAGGGAUGCUCUGGGGUUGGACCAGAGCCCGGGCUCCGGAUGCUCCGGCCCGGCUGUCAAUAACAACACCCUGAGUCCAGGAGACGGUCAGCAGCAGAACCUCCUGGACCAGACCUGGGGACAUUCACCGGUGUCCGUGUCCGCAGACAUGCAGGGAGCGGCGGAGCUCUGCCGCCGACACCGACUCAUUUCCACCCCGCCCGAGUGGCCCUUGUUGUCGGAGAGGUCCAACCCUCUGAUGGACCCCACAUGGGGAUGCGCCACCAGGGACAGAGACGGAGCCGUGUUCGAGCUGGCCCGGCGGUUCGGGGAGCUGGGGGUCGGUGCGGUGCCCAAAAUGUUGCUUAAAGCCGGGGAGCUCCCGCGGUGUUCGUGUCAGGGUGCACACGGGCCCGUGGGAGGGGGAGUGGAGCCCGGGGAUGACCCGACAGAGACCAGCGACGCUCUGCUGGUGCUGGAGGGGCUGGGGAGCGGGGACGUGGACGGCCUGGGUAUGGACGAGUGCCCGGAAACUGAGACGGAUGAUGAGAACGGAAGACAGGAGUUUUUACUGAAGAGGAAAAGGGAAAUAGUUCAGAAGAUGUCCGGUGCUUUCUCCAUCAGCAGUUUCCAGGCGGAGCUGAGGAGGCAGGUGGAGGGCAUGGCCCCGACGCCCACCGAGGCUGCUGCGGCGGCUCACCUUGACGCACAGGUAUGCAGCCUGCACGGCUCUGGGGAGGCACAGGUCGUCGCCUCAGCCAUGUCCCCGUCACCUACUCCGGUGCAGAACUCACCUUGGGCCACCAGCCCGAACCUGAGCCUGGCGUCGACGCCCAGGAGGCGGCCGGAGCGGUGCGCCAGUGCGCCGCGGACUCCCACAGGCCGGGGGGCGGAUAAGACCCUCAAAGUUCCAGGGAAGUCGAAAAAGGGCUCGUUAAAGAUCCGUCUGAGUAAACUGUUCCGGACUAAAAGCUGCAGCGGCUCCAAUCACCUCCUGGACAAAAGGCCCUCAGUGACCUACUCGGUAUCUUCUGCCGGGAGUCUGGUGGACAUGGCGAGCACUGGCGGAGCUGAGCAGGACGCGGACAGCCACAGCCAGGCCAGACUGACCAGGGCCCACAGUGCCUUCUCCCCUGCCUCCCUCUCUGCCUCCCUCUCUGCUUUCGCUGGUGAGACUGUUUCGCUGGUGGAUGUGGAUAUUUCACGGCGAGGGACAAACACGCCCCACCCUCCCACGCCUCCCCCUCCUCCACGUCGAAGUCUCAGUCUGUUAGAUGACAUAGCCGGGCCUCAGCCUGGGCCUUUCCUAGUGAGUGUCAUGGGAGCCUCCCUGCAGUCCCUCCCCCUGCCUCUCCCUCCUCCUCCUCCCCCCUCCCACGUCACCAUCCAGCACAGUCUCAGCCUCAAUGACGCCUUCCUUCGAGCCCUUCCUCAUUCAAACCCUUCGCCAGCUGAUGCUCCACCCCCCAUCAGACAGGCUCCGCCCCCCAUGCUGUGCGCCCUGCGGAGAUCUGAAGCCUCAAACUUCACAGCCAGUCUGAGAGAACUGGAGAAGUGUGGAUGGUACUGGGGUCCGAUGAACUGGGAGGAUGCAGAAAUGAAACUGAAGGGGAAACCAGAUGGAUCCUUCCUGGUCCGGGACAGUUCAGACCCUCGAUACAUCCUGAGCCUCAGCUUCAGGUCGCAGGGAGUCACACAUCACACACGGAUGGAACACUACCGUGGGACAUUCAGCUUAUGGUGUCACCCCAAAUUUGAGGACCGCUGCCAUUCGGUGGUCGAGUUCAUCGAGCGAGCCAUCAUGCACUCCAAGAACGGCAAAUUCCUCUACUUCCUGCGCUCCAGAGUCCCAGGGCUGCCUCCGACCCCGGUUCAGCUGCUGUAUCCUGUAUCGCGCUUCAGCAACGUCAAGUCACUGCAGCAUCUCUGUCGCUUCUGCAUCCGACAAAUAGUCCGCAUUGACCACAUCCAGGAGCUUCCACUGCCCAGACCGCUGAUCUCUUACCUGAGUAAGUUUUAUUACUAUGACCCCGAGGAGGAGAUGUACCUGUCAGUCAAGCGCAUACGGGCGGUGGUGGGACCAGAGCAGGAGGCGGAGUCACAGACGUAGCACCAGAGAUCCUCCUAACUCCAGUUUCUGUAUGGAGGACUGAUCUCUAGUGGUCUGCCAGGCCUCCAGCAUCAGCCAAUCAGAGUCCCUGGAAAUCUCUAUGUCCAGUUGGAUUGGGACGGAUCUGCUUCCUGUUGAUUUGGACUAAUAAACGAGGAAUAUAUGAAGUUGAUGAAGUUGGAUGAAACUGUCAAACAAGACGAGGGGUGCAGAUGCAGAGGACUCAGCCUGGUCUGAGGGGGGUCUGCAGAGAUACUGCACCUGCAGAUGUGGAUUACAAUGUGAACUCAUUUGGAGAGUUUCCCGAACCUGCUGACCUGGACUUUUAAAACACAAUGCACUGGUUGAUUUGUACAACUUCUGUCAUUUGCUGCCGUCUCCUUGUUUUUCCUCCCAUUCUGUCAAAAUGAGGGUUGUUGAUUAAAAGACAUUGUCGGGGUAGAUAAACUCACGGAGGCAGUGCGACAGUGGUUAUUGUGGUGUUUUUUUUCAGUUGUUAGGUUGGUUAUCCUAGCUCUGGUUUCCCAGUAUCACAAAGCUGGCUCAGCUGUAACAGAGGAAAUCAAUACUCGACUCAUUUCAAACUUCAGUGACUCAGCAGAACUGUAAAAACAGAGUCAUCCUCAAUUAAUGGUGUGAUGGUUUACAACAUUAUAUACAAAAUAGAGGGUAUAGCUGCCACUGAAUGCAUUCAUCAAUAUCUGACCAUUUUUAUUUCCUUCUUUGAUGGCUGCAAAACAACAUAAAGCAAUUUACAAUGACAAAUGGAAGUGAAAAAUCAGUACUCGGUUGUUUUCAUCAGAAAAAUAAUCCAUGCAGUUUCAUUUUACCCAUAAGCAUAAAGGCAGAGUUUAGGAUCAGACUCCACUCCUCUGUUGUCAGGCAAUACAAAUAGUCUGACAUUAUCAUUUGUUACCCUAAAGAUUGCUGUUUCACCAGUGUUAGCUGCAACUGUAGCAAGUAUCUAACUCUCUCUGUCCUCAUUCAUAUUUUAUUUUAAAAAAUGUUGUUUUUUGUUAAAAAUCCUAAGCAGCAACAAAACGGCCUGAAAAGCUAAGUAUAUACAGAGGUGAUGUCCUGCCCUUCCUCACGCAACCUAAUGGGACGCUACAUUGAAAAAAUAUGUGCAUUAGUCAAAGUAUUCAAGAGGACAAUAAUGAAUCAUGCCAUCAAUUACACAUCUGUUUUUCAAUUUAAAACAUAAUUCUUCACAGUUUAUUUUAAAACUGUCACACUAAUUAGAAAUACUCAACAGCUAAAAGUCUCAUAAACAAUGCUGUCCUAACAUUGUGUCUCCAUAAGCUGUUCAGUGUUGCUAAAUAUGUUUCUGCAGCUUCAACAGGACCAGGCUUGUAAUGAUUUUCACCUUUUCUAUACUUUUUUAUCGUUCUUGAAGAAGGAGGUGAUGGUUGUUUUGGUGAAAAUACAGUUCCCUGAGUUGUGUCACACAGAAGUAAAUGAUACAAAAGACAUCUUUCUUGCUCUUAUAAAAUGAUCUUUUCAAGCUACAGGAGCUGAAAUCAGUGGGGAAAAACACAUAAAACACCAUAAUUUGAGAGUAUUUUGUCUGCAGCUCUCUCCUCUCAGUCCAAAUCCAAAUGCAGAUGAACCUGACGUUUCCUGCUGUUAUGGUAAAGUGAAUCGUCUUUGCAUCUGACAAAAUCUGGACAGUGAUUGGUGAUUAUAGCUGUCAAUCAAUAGACCCUUUUCCACCAACAUUCCCAGGAACUUUCAUUACCUGGAAUUUAUUUACCUGGUAAAUUAAUUCCUGAUAACCUGUGUGGUUUGUGUUUCUAUUGUAAGUCAUUUCAAUACGCCUGCUCGAACUCUCCAACUCUAUUUCUUUUGAGUGUAUUCAGCAAAAAGGUUUGACAAGGUCCAAGUUUAUUAUCCAGAGGGUAUUCAGAUGUACAGACAGAUUAUUGAAACGCACUUGUAGGAGUGAGCUCAAUAUACUCAAAACUCAAAGUGAAGAAAUAGGAUAAACAAGUUUGCAGCCGCCAUUGGAUUCAACAUUGUGAGUGAAUGUAAGUGCGCUGCAAGUGUGUUCCACCAAUUUGAGAAGUCCCACCCCCCUACCACGAACUUUUUUCAAGGAAUGUUUGGGGUCGAAGGAAAUUUUGUUCCCCAGCGUAAUGGGAAGGUUUUUCAAAAUCCCAUGUAAAUUACAUUUCCUGGUGAAGUUCCUGUGGUGGAAAAGAGGAUAGUCAUGUAUUGAACCUCCCUAUCUGACUAGAAAGGCCUGUGAUUGGACAGAAUCAUAUGGUUACAGUCAGGGUCUCAUGUCAUCCCUGACCACUUUAAUUCCAAAAUGCUACAAUGUCAAUAUUACAUCACAGAAACAUAUAAGUCUAACUAAUGGAAUACUUCCAAUUAGAUCAAAAAAUUAUUUCUGUCAUUACUGAGGUCAUACUGUGUUUCUCCCAAAGUCAAGAGUCUCUCUGGGGCAGGACUUUACUUUUCUAUUGGUGUAAACUGACUAACAUUCAGCACUUUUGUCUGACAUUUUAGACACAUGAAAGUACCAGGUUGUCUCUUGUGAAUCUUUUGACAGGGUUUACGAGGUUCUUUCUAGAACCUCAGUUUGGUUUGUCUAGUGUCAGCUACUGUUGAAACAAGUUGCUGCAUAAUAGCGGGAAGAUAUAAUCAGAAUCAGAAUAUUUUAUUAAUCCCAUGGGGAAAUUGUAGGUUAAAGUUGCUCCAUUCUAGCAGGAAAAGAACAGCAAUUUGUACAAUAUGUACCAGAUAAUAUAUUAUCAAUAUGAUAAUUAAAAGAAAAUGACUUAUUCUAAGAUUUUUUUUUUAAAGCAAUGGUUUGUAAUUAUGGGAUAUUACACACUAAUGAAAGCAUAAUUCUGAUUUUCUACUUCUGUUUAUAGAUCUGGUCAAGGUAGUUUUAAAUGCAAUUUGGUAAAAUUUCAGAAAUAAUGUGAGAACUUUCUAAGAUCCCUGAGGCACAUAUCACAUGAAUACAGAGGAGCUGAGAGCUGACAGUUUGCCUGCCCCAAAUGUAGUCAGUAGUAUCAUAAAAUGCAGAAUUUACCUGCUAACAAAGACAACAAAGACAGAAUGGCCCAUAAUUCUAAAAAAAAAAAAAGUUCAAUUAAUAGCUGGUUAUAAAGGUUGACAUCUUGCUUUUUUUCUGCAAAUGGUCAGAUGAUGGGGGUUUGACAAAUUAGGGAGGAGAAUGUAGUGACUGAAUGCAGAUGUGAAUGCUAUCAUCCCCAAACAUCUGC
Messenger RNA from Sphaeramia orbicularis (orbiculate cardinalfish), 6086 nucleotides. It is a transcript of the gene socs7, whose product is annotated as suppressor of cytokine signaling 7. The record is from RefSeq and is a predicted model, not a curated record. NCBI's taxonomy places the organism in Eukaryota, Metazoa, Chordata, Actinopteri, Kurtiformes, Apogonidae. Gene Ontology annotation, molecular function: 1-phosphatidylinositol-3-kinase regulator activity. Bases 328 to 2850 code for a protein of 840 amino acids. Gene Ontology annotation, biological process: phosphatidylinositol phosphate biosynthetic process; intracellular signal transduction. The transcript has 10 exons. Gene Ontology annotation, cellular component: phosphatidylinositol 3-kinase complex.